This is a messenger RNA of Cryphonectria parasitica EP155, 714 nucleotides long. RefSeq names its product proteinase aspergillopepsin II. Gene Ontology annotation, biological process: proteolysis. The record is from RefSeq and is a predicted model, not a curated record. The annotation marks the transcript as partial. The transcript is spliced from 2 exons. NCBI's taxonomy places the organism in Eukaryota, Fungi, Ascomycota, Sordariomycetes, Diaporthales, Cryphonectriaceae. Gene Ontology annotation, molecular function: glutamic-type endopeptidase activity.
GAGAAGGCCGCCAAGCGUGCCUCGCAGCGCAACUCGCAGCCCAGGAUCCAGGCCAGCGAUGUCACCUACAACGAGACCAGCCACGUCUCCUACUCGACCAACUGGGCUGGCUCUGUCUACACCAGCACCGGCAUUGACUACGUCACCGGCACCAUUGUCGUCCCCACCCCCUCUGCUGGUGAUGGCAGCGGCCUGAAGGCUGCCCUCGAGGGCUACUGCGCCUCCGCCUGGGUCGGCAUUGACGGUGACACUUGCGACACCGCCAUCCUCCAGACCGGCGUUGACUUCUGCUACGAUGCUGGCGAUGUCAGCUUCGACGCCUGGUAUGAGUGGUACCCUGACUACGCCUACGACUUCGAUAUCACCAUCGAUGCCGGUGACACAGUCACCAUGACCGUCACUGCCACCAGCACCUCCAAGGGAACUGCCGUCAUUGAGAACGUCACCACCGGCAAGUCUGUGACCUACAGCUUCACCAACACCGAGGGCGACCUGUGCGAGUACGACGCCGAGUGGAUCGUUGAGGACUUCGAGGAGGGUCUCAGCCUCGUCCCCUUCGCCGACUUCGACAGCGUCGAGUUCACUGAUGCCUACGCCACCUCUGGCUCCUCCACCAUCGAGGCCGGCUCCGGCUCCAUCAUUGACAUCCGCCAGUCCGGCACCGUCUACACCUCGUGCAGCGCCAGCGGCGAGACCGUCACCUGCGACUACGUC